CAUACCGAUUAAGACGUCAUAAUAAUAGUGAAGUUCGCGCGUGUGAGCAAAACAAUGGCUUUGCGUACUGUGAUUUCUUCUCGAAUUCCAAUGGUGAUAAUAUUAGGUGCUACUGGGACAGGAAAAACUAAGCUUGGUGUGGAAUUAGCACAGAAAUUUGCCACUGAAAUAAUCAGUGCCGAUUCAAUGCAGAUAUACAAAGGAUUGGAUAUCGUGACGGCAAAAGCGAGUCCUCAAGAACGGGAGAUGGCUCCUCAUCAUCUCUUGGACAUACUGGAGCCUCACCAGUUUUUCACGGUAGUAGACUUCCGGAACAGAGCCUUAAAAAUUAUUGACAGCUUAAUCGACCAGAAGAAAAUCCCAAUAAUAGUUGGAGGCACGAUCUACUACAUUGAAUCCAUCGUCUAUCAAAUCCUUGUUGAGAGUAUGGACGACACAGAUGCACUGCUGUGGGAUAAAAGUCGUAGGAAGAGAGAUAUAGAUAAUACACCUAAUACAGCUGAAAAAAUAUCUAAGAAAACAAACGAUGGCUGUGGUGGCGAUAAUAAAAUGAAAGUGAAAGGAGAACAACCAAAAGAAGAUGAAGAAUUUAUAAGAAUAACGCUAUCAACUGACAAAGAAGUUAAAAUUCUAGAUGCUGAAGAGGAAACUUUGAAGAGACAGCUUCAGGAAGAUGUGGAUAACGAAGCUCGGUUCACAAACAACGAAAUAAGUGAAAAACUGAGGCUCAUAGAUCCUGCGAUGGCCAAUAGACUGCACCCAAAUAAUCGGAGGAAGAUUUUGAGGUCGAUAGAAGUCUGGUUGAAGACAGGACGUCGUCACAGCGAGAUCCUGGACGAACAGAAGGUGUGCGAAGGGCAGCUUCGGAAACCAGACUCCACUAUAAUAUUAUGGCUUAAAUGUGAACAAGAUGUCCACGAUAAGCGUCUUGACGCUCGCGUCGACUCGAUGCUGGAAGCGGGCCUCAUUGAGGAGCUGCUGGAUUUCCACGAGAGGCACAACAGGCACCGGAUACAGGACGGGAGCUCACCAGACUACACCAAAGGCGUUUUCCAAACUCUUGGCUUCAAAGAAUUCCACGAUUACCUGAUGAUGUCCGAAGACGAAAGGAAUUCGGAGGCGGGCAAGAAACUACUGAAGACCAGCAUUGAAAACAUGAAGAUGGCCACCCGGAGAUACGCGAGACGUCAAAACAAAAUGUUUCGUCAAAGAUUUUUAGAACAUCCCAGAAGAGAGGUGCCUUUAGUUUACGAAUUGGACACUACAGAUGUAACCAAAUGGGAUGAAAACGUGAAAAACAAGGCUAUUAAAAUAAUAGAAAGUUUCAUCAAUAGCACUGAUUCUGAUGUUUUACCAAUAAAACAGCAUCUUCAAAGUGAUAAACUGCAUACAGACGGAAAUUCUUUUAAUUUUUGUGAAAUUUGUAAUCGAAUCAUAAUAGGCGAUAACGUUUAUGCUAUUCAUUUAAAAUCUGUGCGUCACAUGAAGGUUUUAAAGAAAAUGAGAUCACAAAACAAGGAACAAAAACAAGAUUAAGAAAUGCUUUAUUAUAGGAAAUGUUGUGUAAAUCUAUAACUAUUGAUUUGGGUUAUUUCAUUGUUUUGUUUUACUGCUCUAGAUGGGCACUCAAAAUAAUAGCUACCAGGUGAAAGCCCAGAGACAUGGGCACGUAAGUAUCAUCAGGUGGUGCUGACCUUGCUAAUUGUCAGUCAAUUUUUUUGCUUGACAGCAGGUUGCAGCCCACCUGCAACUAUAAUGCUCUAUUGCAUAGUAAAAAUAAAUUUAAAUAUCCCAGCACUGCAGUGACAACAAUGCAUUACUUUAAACAUCAAACAAUAAAAAGAAAGGUCUAAAGUUAGGACACCUUAUUUGACCAACUUACAUUGUAUUUUGUAAUUGAAGUAUACAUUUUGUAUGGCUGUUUUCAAAGUGAAAUAAAAAUCGACCUGAAACUAAAUUUGUUUUAUUUAUAAAGUAUCUACAGUUCACAUGUUACAUUCUAUAUUAACUUCCUCUGCAUUUAUAAGAUUAUUUUUAUUUUUUGGUGCUCUGUAAUCAUAAUGCUCAAACUCAGGAUGUUGCUUUAUGAUAUCAUUGUAUGCUUCACAUAAUCUGGCAAAUUCCAUAUUGGUUAUCUGAAAAGGCCUGGUCACAGGGUCAAUAUCAGCAAUGUUGUACAUUUUUAAAGCUACCUCUUCUCUCACUUCUUCUGGGAACAACGUCUGAGCACCCCGUAUCGAAUACUUUUGUCUCAUUGAAAAUAUUUGACGGACAACUUUCUCAGUAAGUUUAAAUGGCAAUUUUAUUAUUGGAUGUUUUAAUGGUGUUAGAGUAACUACACCGACGUCUACAUCUGGCUUCGGCAAAAAUGCAGUACCUGGUAUAUCAAAAUUGUAUUUUACAGUGCACCAAGAUUGACACAUAACUGAUAACCUGCACCUUUGCUUAUCUAAGAUACGGGCAGCCAUUCUCUCUGCAACUUCUUUUUGAAAAGUAAGAGUCAUUCUUGUUCUCCCAAACAACCAUGGUCCUUCAUGUUUAGAUAUCAUCUCCAACCAUCUUAUGAUCAAAAUUGUAGACACGCUAAAUGGUAGAUUGCCAAUGAGGUGAACUGGUGGAGGUGGAUCCAACCAGUGGACUUUUGCAUCACUCGGUAUAAAUUGACUUAAAUCUGUUUUCAAAAUAUCACCCGUUAUAAUGUCAACAUCGACUUUAUCUCGACAAGCAUCGGCUAAAAGCUCCAACGAUGGUAAGAACCGAGGGUCUUUUUCAAUUAAAACAAGUUUCUUAGGUGCCUGCCUUAUUAUAGACCGAGUUAUUCCACCCGGGCCGGGUCCAACUUCACAAACGGUAUGAUUCUGAAUAUUACCUGAGGCACGCACUAUUUUGUCAAUAAGUCUCGGUUCCAUGAGAAAAUUCUGUGACAGCUCUCGUAAAGCGCGUAAUUUGUAGAGUUUGAUGACAUCCUUGAUGCUUGGUAGUGGAGGCAGCCUUAUCUGUAAUGCAGUUUUAGCGACGGCCAUGAUUACUGCUGUAUUUUCGGGGGCUCGUCGAAAUCGUCAAGGAACGUCUCCUGUUUGAUGGCGAAGAUAGAAUACAAGUAAACACCCAACACUCCGGCUCCUAUCGUGAAGCCCGUCAGUCGAUUGCGUUUCGAAAUCACUUGUAAUUUUUGAACGCGUUCGCGAUUUCUCUCUUCGAUUAAUUUCAUAUAAGCUAUUUCGGCCUGCUUGAGCACUGGAUCUUGUUGAGUACCGCUGAUUUUCGGUUUAUAUGCGGAGUCUCCCAUUACGGAAAUAAACUUUAGAGAUAAUAACAAGUAAUAUUAAUUAAUGCAAACAAGACUCAUUAGGUAGUUCGAAAUUAUUCGAAAA
Molecule: messenger RNA, 3374 nt
Organism: Bombyx mori (domestic silkworm)
Lineage: Eukaryota; Metazoa; Arthropoda; Insecta; Lepidoptera; Bombycidae
Product: tRNA dimethylallyltransferase
Exons: 7
Coding region: 55-1536 (493 amino acids)
Biological process (GO): tRNA modification
Cellular component (GO): mitochondrion
Molecular function (GO): tRNA dimethylallyltransferase activity
Source: RefSeq, a predicted model, not a curated record